CAUCAAUGGCCGUCAAUUGCCUCUCUCUCAUGAUUCCUUUUGCUUAAAUUUAUGCCGACAUGACUCCUAACAACCGGGAUUUCUUCGCCUUGUUCGCUAAAUCUAUGCAUCUUUUCUUGUUUUCACUCUUUAUGAGAAUAGUUUGAUAUAAUUGAAACAUAAUGCAAACUCUGAAUAUCAAAGAGCAUGAUGGGAUUGGAAAUCAGGCAAUGGCUUCAGUUCCAUCAUCACUGCCAUGGGGGACUCAUCAAUCCUUUCAAGGAGGUGGGGCUUUUGGUGCUCAAUUGAAGCCUUUGUUGAUGGAGCAUCCCUCUAAUGGAGAUCAUCUUCUUCUACCAAACAACAACAGUUCACUAUUUUCCCAGGCUUGUGCAAAAUAUCCUUGCUUGGAUCAAUUCUAUGGAGUUUUCUCAACUUAUGGGGCUCGAAUCUCGGGUCGUGUAAUGCUGCCAUUCAACUUGGGAUCCGAAGAGGGACCAAUAUACGUAAACGCCAAGCAAUACAAUGGAAUCAUGAGGCGUCGGCAGUCUCGUGCAAAGGCUGUGCUUGAGAAUAAAUGGACUAAAGCCCGAAAGCCAUAUAUGCACCACUCUCGCCAUCUGCAUGCAAUGCGCCGGCCAAGGGGAUCCGGCGGCCGGUUCCUGAAUACCCGAAGUUCGAGUUCCGACAAAGGUGGCCUUGGGAUGAAGAAUUCAGCACAGGGACUGAUUUCUAACCCAACGGCUUCAUCUGAUAGUGGAACCUUAAACUCAUCCAAGAGACUUAAUGUAUGUGCUACAUUUUCAGGGUCAUCGGAGGUCACCGGCAUGUACUCCAGUGGUGACCUCGACCACCACUUCUUUAUCGACCAUCUCGGACUAUCGGUCGAGUCUCUCCCAUCAAUGAUCAACGAUCGUCGAGGCACUGUUAUGGUUGCAACUGCCGACUGCCGUUGCAACCCGAAAGUUUGACAUCGCUGCGGGGGUCAUUGUGGGAUUCGGUGCUAACCGAAAACCACUUUUCCCCCCUCUGAAGCAACCAAGGGAAGAUCUUGGGUUUGCACUGGCUCUUAUAGGGGUUUUUUGCAGCACAGGCUUUGGUUGCUGGGCAAAUCAUUCUUGGCUCAAGUAAGCUCUUCUUUGCCACUGGCUGAAGAUGCUGAAAUAUAUAUAUAUAUAUAUAUAUAUAUAUAUGGAUCAGACUAUAUUAUGUGUGUUUCCGUUUGAUCCAUUAAAAACUAUGAAAGUUUGGUUAUGGUGUUUUAAAUAUGCUGAAUUUGUGUUCAUGAAUUGUUAUGUUUGUGAACAUAAUAGUGUAC
Molecule: messenger RNA, 1297 nt
Organism: Hibiscus syriacus
Lineage: Eukaryota; Viridiplantae; Streptophyta; Magnoliopsida; Malvales; Malvaceae
Product: nuclear transcription factor Y subunit A-2-like
Exons: 5
Coding region: 162-950 (262 amino acids)
Biological process (GO): regulation of transcription by RNA polymerase II
Molecular function (GO): RNA polymerase II cis-regulatory region sequence-specific DNA binding; DNA-binding transcription factor activity, RNA polymerase II-specific
Source: RefSeq, a predicted model, not a curated record